CAGAAAUAGCAUGGUUUGAAAGUAUUAUUUAUUUGGAUUCGUUGGGGGAAAAGAUGGCGGAUAUUUAUGUAUAUAUAUAUUUUAUUUUACUAGUGAAUCACCCCGCUUGUCACCAUUCUAUGUUAACCUGUCAAUUGUCAUGUGGUUUGUGCUCUAUGAAUUUUUACAAACUUAACUGAUCUUAACCUCAAAAAACGGCAAAAAACAGCCAAAAUGUUUUACCAUAUUUCGCUAGAGCACGAAAUAUUGCUUCACCCACAGUAUUUCGGACCCCAACUGUUAGAAAAAGUUAAAACGAAGCUAUACACUGAAGUGGAGGGAACGUGUACAGGAAAGUAUGGAUUUGUGAUAGCAGUCACAACCAUAGACAGUAUAGGAGCAGGAUUAAUAUUACCAGGGCAAGGCUUUGUUGUAUACCCAGUCAAAUACAAAGCAAUAGUCUUCAGGCCAUUCAAAGGAGAGGUUUUAGAUGCAGUGGUUCGGCAAGUUAACAAGGUUGGAAUGUUUGCAGAGAUUGGACCUCUAUCUUGUUUCAUAUCCCAUCAUUCCAUACCAGCUGAAAUGGAAUUUUGUCCAAAUGUAAAUCCUCAGUGCUACAAAACUAAAGACGAGGAUGUUGUAAUACGUGCUGAGGGAGAAAUAAGACUAAAAAUUGUUGGUACAAGGGUAGACGCUACUGGCAUUCUAUUUUUGUUUUUGUUUUAGUUUGCCAUUGGAACACUUAUGGAUGACUAUUUGGGAUUGAUAAGUAAUUAAGUAUAUAUGUAAUAUCUUCAACAUAUGGAACUGUAAUGCCAGUCGGACUCGGCUAAAAUACCAUCCAUAGCUAAGCUAUUGAUUAAUGAUUGAAACACUCGGUUAACAGAAAUAGGCUUUCAGUUCUAUGUUUCAAUGGAGAUUUGUACUGUCUGAACUAACUAGCAGUAGCUGUGGAAUAGCUCUGACAGUUUGCAACAAAGCUAUCGCAUGGCUCCUACCAUACUACCAUCUAGCAUGAAAGUGGUUCACUUUGGGGCCACUUCACCUUGGCUGAAUGUGCUCUUUUUUUGAGGGAGGUACAAUCUCUGACAUUUUCAAAGAAAUGAAUGUAUAUAAGUUGGUAUAAAGUUUUUUUAUACAGUUCUUUUACAUCAGAUAUGUCAUACAGGGUGUAAUGAAUUUCCAUGAACCACUGAAAAGUUAUAAGAUUCCAUAGUGUGAGCAGAUACAGGGGUAGGGUAGUCUGAUUACAGAUAUUUAUUAUAUUAUUAGUGUAAUAAUAAAACAUUUUUAUGAA
Molecule: messenger RNA, 1276 nt
Organism: Acanthoscelides obtectus
Lineage: Eukaryota; Metazoa; Arthropoda; Insecta; Coleoptera; Chrysomelidae
Source: the annotation of a GenBank genome assembly